UUGGUUUAAUCAUUCGUGUUAAACAAGUCAUUUUGCCUUCAUGACUUAUUCGUUACCUCCUCACCACACACUUCAAUAUUUUUAGAUUUUGCGUUCAAUGUUCAGUACUUGUAUUGGGGCUCGACUAAUCCAGAUUCGCGUCGUGUGAAGCUCAUUUCAGGAAAAACGUGGUCCCUAUAAGGUUUUUUUUUCAUAAUCAGGAUUCGAACCCAAGACCUAUGAUUAAGGUUGAAGAAAUUUUAUCUAUCUCAUCACAACCCUCGAUGUUUCACAAACUUUGAUAUUUCAGUCAACUUAAGAAAGAACAAGUAAAUGAAGACAAAGCUCCCAUAAACUCCAAAGACUUGUAUAAAGAACCUUAACAUUGUCUCUUCUUGUUUAAACAACUCUCUCAUUCCUCUCCUCUUAGUCCUUUUUCUCUUAAAUAUCUCUCCCUCUAGCUCCCAUGGAACAAGAACAAGUAUAUGAUUCCACCAAAAAAUGGAGUCCCAAAGUUCCAAAACAGAGAAAAUUUGUUGGUGUAAGACAAAGGCCUUCUGGAAAAUGGAUUGCAGAGAUCAAGAACACAACACAAAAGAUCAGAAUGUGGCUCGGGACAUUUGAUUCAGCUGAGGAAGCUGCUCGCGCUUAUGAUGAGGCUGCUUUUCUUCUCCGAGGAUCAAAUACGCGAACGAAUUUCCAUAAUCAUGCCCCUGUCAACCCUGCUCUUUCUAUGAAAAUCAGAAACCUCCUCAACCAUAAGAAAAACCUCAACAAGAUCAAUCCCAAAAGUACUACAAAAAAUCCCACCACUGGUACUAUUUCAACUUCAAAAAGUUCACUUAGUGUUGGCAAUAGUUUUAGUCCUGUGGCAGCUAGUGGAUCAAGAAGCCAUCAAGAAUCUAAGACAUGUGAUGAUGAUGCAUACAAGCCUGAUUUGAGUUUCUUUAUGGCUGAAUUAGAUCAAAUGGGGUCUAACAAUAUUGAUCAUUCAUCAAAAUUUUCAACUGAUUUUGAUAGGAUUUUUUUGGAUGAUGAAAAAUUUGGUACAUUUCAGGAGGUACCAAAAGAAAAUCUUGAAGAGCAGAUACCUGAAUUUGAACACAUGAAGGUUGAAGAGGGGCAGAUUUCAGCAUCAGUAUAUGCUAUGAAUGGAGUGAAUGAGUAUUUGGAGAAUUUUCAUGAUUGUAAUAAUGAUGCUGCUUUUUGGGAUUUGCCUAUGUUGUACCAAAUGUUUUGUCCAAGUUAGGAAUUCUUUUAGGCCUUUCAAAUCCCACCAAGCGUGUUUUUUUUUUCUUAGAUUGAAUUAGAAUAAAUACCUGAGCUCCGUGAGGGUGGGAGAUGUAAGAAAAAUUACCAAUCUGGUCCUUAGCCCGAGUAUCAUAUUUGACUCGCAGUAUGGAUCAACUUCUUGAUACAUUCGAGAAAGUUCUACUUGAAUCCAUUUAAUUUUUCUUUCAAAUGUUUUGUUCAAGUUAGGAAUUG
Molecule: messenger RNA, 1464 nt
Organism: Lycium barbarum (goji berry)
Lineage: Eukaryota; Viridiplantae; Streptophyta; Magnoliopsida; Solanales; Solanaceae
Product: ethylene-responsive transcription factor ERN1-like
Exons: 1
Coding region: 446-1228 (260 amino acids)
Biological process (GO): regulation of DNA-templated transcription
Molecular function (GO): DNA-binding transcription factor activity; DNA binding
Source: RefSeq, a predicted model, not a curated record